AUGGCCACUGGUGGUCGUUUGCCCGCGCUGGAGCGCAUCUCCAAGGAGUUCAUAGACAUCGACCGAGCUCCACCAGCCAACUGCAAGGCGGCUCCGGUGAACCCCAGUGACAUGUUCAAGUGGGAGGCCACCAUCCAGGGUCCGAGGGGAAGUGCGUUCGAAGGUGGCACCUUCAAGCUUGACAUCACGUUCCCGGCCGACUAUCCAUUUCGGCCGCCUCAGGUCAAGUUCAAAAGCAAGAUCAACCACCCCAACAUCGAUUGGGACGGUAACAUUUGCCUCAACAUGCUCACAUUGAUUUGGACUCUCGCUCAGUCCAUUUCCAAGCUUCUCACUGCCAUUUGCUGGCUGAUGAGCAACCCGAGCGUCACCGACCCCCGCGCGACCAACGGGGCCUCCGGCUACCGGAAGACUCGGGGCCACUACAAGAACACGGCGCGUGAGUGGACCAAGAAGCACGGCUUCAGGAAAUGA
Molecule: messenger RNA, 474 nt
Organism: Rhipicephalus microplus (southern cattle tick)
Lineage: Eukaryota; Metazoa; Arthropoda; Arachnida; Ixodida; Ixodidae
Product: ubiquitin-conjugating enzyme E2 D4
Source: RefSeq, a predicted model, not a curated record